Rosa rugosa (rugosa rose) is the source of this 525-nucleotide messenger RNA. RefSeq lists its product as uncharacterized. The record is from RefSeq and is a predicted model, not a curated record. Bases 84 to 437 code for a protein of 117 amino acids. NCBI's taxonomy places the organism in Eukaryota, Viridiplantae, Streptophyta, Magnoliopsida, Rosales, Rosaceae. The transcript has 3 exons.
UGGAGACAGAUAUGGAGGGAACUGUUAUCGGAUAACGAAGGCGACACUCUGCUCUGUUCUGAGAGGAACUCAUUCCUACUCCAAUGGCGUCGAUGAUGUCUGUCUCCCACUGGAAACUCAGCUCUUUACGGACUAUGCCACUGCCACCGUCAACGACGAGUCGUUUUCCGAAGCGCGCGCAAUGCUCACCAAUCAAGCAAGAACCAGAGGUUGAUUCUUCUUCUGCAGCAAUUUUGUGCGAGCCUUGCAAUGGCAAAGGGUGGUUACUCUGUGAUUUCUGUAAAGGACAGAAAACCAAUGUGAAAUCUGACUCUAAUAGGACCUAUCGGCGUUGCCCAACUUGUAGAGCCAUUGGGUAUGUGCUGUGUUCAAAGUGUAAGGUCUUCAAAUGUGUCACAUUCCCAAAUUACAAUGAUGGUGAAGAGUUGUCUUUUUGAGCUUCAACAGCUUUGUGUUCACUUUUUCAGGUUCUCUUUUUACCCUACAUUGUAAUUUCUUUGAUGAAAUGGGAAAACCAUUUAUCCA